AUGUAUCAGAAGGAGCAAGGAUUCUUUGAAUUAUUGGAUAUUCCUUCUUCUAACGGGUACAAAUACAUUUGGUAUGCUCCUUCUGGAUAUGCAAUUGGACUGGUAACUGCUUUAGGAGCUGGCAUUUUGACACUCACGCCUCAACCAACACUUUUAUAUCUGGAAAAUGGGGGCAUGCUUGGGAACCUGAGAAAUCGGGUCAUUGAUUUUGAAGCAUGCUAUAAAUGUGAAAGGCGUUUCUUUGAUUUGAAUGUACCCUCUACUUUGGGACCUGCAAUCGUCAUAUCUUGGAUGAGAAAGGAGCUGACAAAGCUGUGGGAAGGAACAACACCAAACAUAAAUGAGAAGGCUAAUUUGACAGAGGUUUGA
Molecule: messenger RNA, 369 nt
Organism: Ilex paraguariensis (yerba mate)
Lineage: Eukaryota; Viridiplantae; Streptophyta; Magnoliopsida; Aquifoliales; Aquifoliaceae
Source: the annotation of a GenBank genome assembly